Drosophila obscura is the source of this 1463-nucleotide messenger RNA. RefSeq names its product protein roadkill. Lineage: Eukaryota; Metazoa; Arthropoda; Insecta; Diptera; Drosophilidae. Bases 1 to 906 code for a protein of 301 amino acids. The transcript has a single exon. The record is from RefSeq and is a predicted model, not a curated record.
AUGACCAGCGGCCCUGGAGGAGGCGGAGGGAGUGGGCAGCCGGCGCACAGUAGUGCAACGGCAACAACGGCAACAACAGUGAGCAGCAACAGCAGAUGCAACACACCAUCGACAGCAGCAGCAACAUCUUCAGCAGCAUCAGCAUCUUCCAGCGGAGGAACACUGCAGCGUCGCAUACUGCGCGGUCAUGCAGCGCAGACAACCAGCGGCGAACGUGUUCUGCUCAUCAACUACGUGCCCCAGUCGGGAUCCCAAACUGGAUCGGGAGCAGCAUCUACAUCGGCUGGCUCCAACCAAAGCACGUCCCAAUUGCCCACUCGUAAAAUUCUCCAGGCCAGAGCCACGGCAGGAGCAGCGGCGUCAGCAGCAGCAGCAGCUGGGGGAGGAGCAACUGCAUCCUCCUCGACUGCUUCUGGAACAUCUACAUCCACGCCAGCUGUCUCGUUUGCCGGUUUGGGCUCUGAGGUGACGGUUACGUUGACGCGAACCAAUCAGCGCGCCAGCGUCACCAGUGUCACCGCCGCUGGUCAUAUUGUACGGAACCAACAAUCGGCUUACCACCAGACAACGACCACCGCCACAGCAUCGACAUCGACCAGCACGACAGCCAUGCACGAGCCGAUCCAGCACAUAGCAACGCCAACGACGCCGCCACCUCUCGUUUUCACUCAUCAUCCGCAUCACAUCCACUACCAUCAGGAGGAGCAGCUGGUGGAUCAUCAUCAGCUGGAACAGGAGCAGAUGAAUAUCGAUCAUAAUCAGCAGACGGAGGAUGAUCAGUUGAUCGAGUACGAUGGUGGGGUAAUCGAGGAGCAGCAUCAUCAUCAACUGCAAUUGCAGGAGGAUCUCCAUGAUUCGCAGCAACAGCAGCAACAUGAAGUUGUCCAAGAAGUUUAUAUCCAGUAAAAUUAAUCCAAAAUAAAUACAUACAUAUAUAGAGCUAAUAGAGAUUCUAAGUAAUAUUAUGUAAGUUUUAGCCAUUGGAAACUCCCAAAAUGUGUUGGCGAGAGAUGCAAUCGGUUUUAACGCUGUUCAUAGCUUUAAAUCGGUAAUUUAAAAAAAAUCCAGCAAUACAAGAUGGUUAGUCUGUUAUAAGACUUACCAAAUACUCGUACAUGUAUAAUUUUGUUAAGAUUCACAUUUUUUCUCGCUAGAGAAACCCACUGAAACCUACACAUUUUGGGAAAGUCCAAUGCAUAUGCUGUACAUACACAUAUUAUAUCAAAUAUAUAUCUAAGUAUACCUACUAAAUCUGAUCAAAUAUAGAACAUAGAAUAUAAUGAAUACAAUUUUUAGACUUGUAUAUAUAUUAGAUAUAUUCUACGACAAGUAGGAAAGUAUUUUCAAUUGAAAAUAUUAAAUUAAAAUUUACAGAACGAAAUGGAAAACAUUCAAUUAACUAGUUUAUAAAAUUGACAGUUUAUUUUUGUACCAUAUGAAUAUGUACCGAUAAAUAUAAAAAU